UUACCUGCAAGUCUUGGACAAAGGAGAAUUAUCAAGUUAUUGCAUGGUUGUUGAAUAACAUGGAUUCCUCGAGUAGCCACUCAGUGAUGUUUUUAUCCUCGGCUAAAGGCAUUUGGGAUACGCUUCAUGAUAUGUUCUCGGAAUCUCAGAAUUUUUCACGGGUAUUCCAGCUUAUUCAAGAAAUUGGUCGGUUUCAACAAAACUCCAGAUCCUUAAAAGACUACUAUUCGAUGCUUCGGGGUAUGUGGGAUGAGUUGGAUAUGUAUCAGCCUCUUCCUUCCAAAUGUAAAGAGGAUCAUGAACAUGCUCAUAAGCAACGGGAUGAUACUCGUAUCAUGCAGUUCCUCGCUGGGUUGAGUUCUGAUUAUCUUCACGUUCGCGAUCAGGUUGUUAUGCAGGAUCCUCUUCCCCCAUUGACGACAGUCUAUGCCAUGUGUUAACGUGCUAUGAUCUCUACUCUUCCUUCUCAUUCAUUUGUGCCACCCGAGCGUUCGGCACAUCUUGUUGGCGAUCAGUCCUUCCUUGGUCUUCGGGCACCAUCCUUGAGCUCAGGGCGCAUUUCUGGUUUUGGUGAUCGUGGUAGAGGCCGCGAGGGAGAUCGCAGUCACGGCGGCCGUAGUCUUCAUGGUCGUGGUGGACGUGGACGAGGACAUGAUGGUUCCCGCAUUUGUUCACAUUGCGGUGGAACUAAUCACACUAUUGAUUAUUGCUGGCAGCUACAUGGUCGUCCUACGUAUGCCGCUGCUUCUGUUACUUCCACUGUUGCUUCUGAGACACAGUCUUCCACCCCGACAGCUGAGCAGUCUACUUCAGGGGAGUCUCUUAUUAUUUCUCGGGCGACAUAUGAUGCCCUUAUGCGGCUUCACAUUCGGGAUAUUCCUGAGCCUUCUCACGCAGCUUCGGCCCAGUCAGGUACCGCCUUUCUUACGUUAUCCUCUCCUACCUCCUGGGUCAUCGACUCUGGAGCUUCCUCCCAUAUGACUGGACCUACAGACGAAGAGAGUGAUUGGUGGGGGGCAUGAGCGAGGAGGCGUUUAUCUUCUCGAUGAUACACCUGUUGCCGCUUCUAGUACCCUUUCUCUAGAUCAAGAGUCCAUGACUCAGUGGCAUUGCCG
Messenger RNA from Magnolia sinica, 1115 nucleotides. RefSeq lists its product as uncharacterized. NCBI's taxonomy places the organism in Eukaryota, Viridiplantae, Streptophyta, Magnoliopsida, Magnoliales, Magnoliaceae. The coding region runs from base 447 to 1022 and encodes 191 amino acids. The transcript has 2 exons. The record is from RefSeq and is a predicted model, not a curated record.